Aspergillus pseudotamarii is the source of this 882-nucleotide messenger RNA. RefSeq names its product arrestin C-terminal domain-containing protein. Lineage: Eukaryota; Fungi; Ascomycota; Eurotiomycetes; Eurotiales; Aspergillaceae. The coding region runs from base 1 to 882 and encodes 293 amino acids. The transcript is spliced from 3 exons. The record is from RefSeq and is a predicted model, not a curated record.
AUGCUGGACUCUAUCACCUGUUCGGGAUUCACCUACCACUCCUAUCAAGUGCAUGCCAUGGUCGAGCGCAGGUUGAAUAGAAAUAUCAUUGUCUCACAGCCUAUCCGGAUUUAUAAACAUGUUUCCAUCGAGGAGAGUCUCAACUGGAUGUCAGCCUUGAAUUCAAUCGAUAGACAGUGGGAUAACGUCGCGCAAUAUAGCGUUUCCAUCCCAGAUGUCAACAUCCCGUUUGGCGCAACAUUCCCCGUCAAGCUCCAGGUCGCGCCAUUAUCAAAGGGCAUAAAGCUCCAAGCGUUAACCAUCGACGUCGUUGAGCAACACGAGCUCAAAAUCAGCGCACCAGCGGGAUAUUCCGCACAGUAUAAUGUCCACUUUCUAUCAUCUAAACAGAAGCACGUCAUUUUCAGCGAGCGGUACAACUUAGACGAUUGUAUGGCCUCAGAGUCAGAAGGAUCUGAUCUGGAGUGGUGUACAACAAAAACCAUAUCUUUGCCACAGCAUCUUGAAGCUUGCACCCAGGACGUGUGUCUUAAUACGAUAAGCAUCAAGCAUCAAGUAGCAUUCACCAUCGAGUUACUCGGUGUUGGCGAGGGGCUAUCAAUGAUAAAAGGAACAAUUCCAUUUAAUAUCUACAUGUCACCACAUAUCAUCAAUGAACAUGGUACUGUCCGUUGUGUUCAUAUUGAUAGGUUCCAUGAUGAUUAUGUGCCGCCUCCUCCUUUGUAUAGCAAACAUCAAAAUGAUCUGUUGCUACCUGUGGCAGAAGGGUCACUGAACACCGGUACCCUUCAAAUAAACUGCCAGCAACACUUGAAUAAUGCUUUCGUCAAUCCUAUACAGCUUGACUGUGCACCCAGUUAUGAAUCUGUGAUACGAAUCUAA